CGACCUUCUAAGAGCCUUAGCAUCUCUCUGGUUUCCAGGACUCGGCGGCUACUCUAGCCUUCAGCAGGGACUCGGGACUCUAUCCCCUAGGGUGGUAUCUCUAUGGUUGCCUUUUCUCCUUUGUCCCGAAUUUCCUCCGAGAGGACGCUCUGGCGGAACCCUCGCCCUUCCCACGGCUGCCUCUGCGGCCCCUCUUAGAUGCAACCAGAGAAGUCAACGCAGCCCUACGAGAUUCACCGGCUUUUAGCUCCCGAGGGUCCGCACUGACAAGAAGGAUGGCGGAACUGCUGCCGCUCACCCCGCGUCUUCUGGCCACUUCCCACUUUGUCGCCCCUUCCCACAGGCUCCCCCUUUCCACCUCCUGGGGCCCAUCAUGAAUGGUGCCCCCUCCCCAGAGGAUGGGGCCUCCCCCUCCCCUCCCCCCCUGCCACCACCCCCUCCCCCAAGUUGGCGGGAGUUCUGUGAGUCCCACGCCCGGGCUGCAGCCCUGGAUUUUGCCCGUCGUUUUCGCCUCUACCUGGCCUCCCACCCCCAGUACGCAGGACCUGGCGCAGAAGCCGCCUUCUCUCGCCGCUUCGCUGAGCUCUUCCUGCAGCACUUUGAAGCUGAGGUGGCCCGGGCCUCAGGCUCCCUCUCACCACCAGUUCUAGCUCCCCUGAGUCCCGGUGUGGAGAUCCCGCCGUCACAUGACUUGUCCCUUGAGAGCUGCAGGGUAGGCGGGCCCCUGGCUGUGCUAGGCCCUUCUCGAUCAUCCGAGGACCUGGCUGGUCCCCUCCCUUCCUCAGUCUCUUCUUCUACGACCUCCUCGAAGCCGAAGCUCAAGAAACGCUUCUCCCUCCGUUCAGUGGGUCGCUCCGUCCGAGGUUCUGUCCGUGGCAUCCUGCAGUGGCGGGGAACUGUUGACCCUCCCUCCCCAGCGGGUCCCCUGGAAACCUCAUCAGGCCCCCCAGUCCUAGGUGGAAACAGCAACUCCAACUCCUCUGGGGGGGCUGCGACUGUUGGUCGGGGACUGGUUAGUGAUGGCACAUCCCCUGGGGAAAGAUGGACUCACCGAUUUGAGAGGCUGAGACUAAGUCGGGGAGGGGGAACAUUGAAGGACGGAGCAGGGGUGGUGCAGAGGGAAGAGCUGCUGAGUUUCAUGGGGGCUGAGGAGGCCGCCCCUGACCCCGCUGGAGUGGGCCGGGGAGGAGGGGCAACUGGGCCUUCCUCUGGGGGAGGAGGGCAGCCCCAGUGGCAGAAGUGUCGCUUACUGCUUCGGAGUGAAGGAGAAGGAGGAGGAGGAAGUCGCCUGGAGUUCUUCGUACCACCCAAGGCAUCUCGGCCCCGACUCAGCAUUCCCUGCUCUACUAUCACGGAUGUUCGGACAGCCACAGCCCUGGAGAUGCCUGACCGGGAAAACACGUUUGUGGUUAAGGUGGAAGGCCCCUCAGAGUAUAUCCUGGAGACAACUGAUGCUCUCCAUGUGAAGGCCUGGGUGUCUGACAUUCAAGAAUGCCUGAGCCCAGGACCCUGCCCUGCUACCAGUCCCCGCCCCAUGACCCUCCCUCUGGCUCCUGGGACCUCCUUCCUCACAAGAGAGAACACAGAUGGCCUCGAACUGCCCUGCCUGAACCACUCAGAGAGUCUGCCCAGCCAGGAUCUGCUUCUGGGAGCCAGUGAGAGCAAUGACCGCCUUUCACAGGGGGCAUAUGGGGGCCUCUCAGACCGGCCCUCAGCAUCCAUCUCCCCCAGUUCAGCCUCCAUUGCUGCCUCCCAUUUUGACUCCAUGGAACUGCUUCCCCCAGAGCUACCCCCCCGCAUCCCCAUUGAGGAGGGCCCCCCGGCAGGGACAGUUCAUCCCCUCUCAACCCCUUACCCUCCCCUGGACACUCCGGAAACAGCCACAGGUACCAGAGGGUCCUUCCUGUUCCAGGGGGAGUCAGAGGGAGGUGAGGGGGACCAGCCCCUCUCAGGAUACCCUUGGUUCCAUGGAAUGCUCUCUCGACUCAAGGCCGCCCAGCUAGUGCUGGAAGGAGGCACCGGCUCGCAUGGUGUCUUCCUGGUACGUCAGAGCGAAACGAGGCGGGGUGAAUAUGUCCUCACUUUCAACUUCCAGGGCAAGGCCAAGCACCUGCGUUUGUCACUGAACGAAGAGGGUCAGUGCCGGGUCCAGCACCUGUGGUUCCAGUCCAUUUUCGAUAUGCUCGAACAUUUCCGGGUGCACCCCAUCCCUCUGGAGUCUGGAGGCUCCAGCGACGUUGUCCUUGUCAGCUAUGUGCCCUCCCAGCGGCAGCAGGAAUCGAACACCUCCCAUGACCUACCCCAGCCCCCUGAACCCCCUUCAUGGACAGAUGCCCCACAUCCUGGGGCAGAAGAGGCGUCGGGGGCGCCAGAAGUGGCGGCAGCAGCAGCCCCAGCAGCCAAAGAGAGGCAAGAGAAAGAGAAAGCGGGCAGUGGAGGGGUCCAGGAAGAGCUGGUCCCCGUGGUUGAGCUGGUCCCCGUGGUCGAAUUGGAAGAGGCCAUAGCACCCGGCACUGAGGCCCAGAGUGGCGCUGGCUCUGGUGGGGAAAUUGGGGUGACCCCGAUGGUGCAGCUCCAGCAGUUACCACUAGGGGGCAACGGAGAAGAAGGGGGCCAUCCCAGAGCCAUUAAUAACCAGUACUCCUUCGUGUGAGACACCCCACCUCACCCUCUCUCCACUCUUCUUGCUCCCCAGUCCUCAGGUCAUGAGAUUGGACUGGGUAGGGACAUAGAGGAGAGUUGGGAGUCCCCUUCCCACAUGCUUCCUGACCCUUGUCAGCCAAGGGCAUAUGUGUUGGUACAAGCAGAGGUUCAAGAGCCCUGUCAACUUCCUAGUUUGUACACUACAGGCGCCCAUCCCCUAGGCAGGGGAUUUGGGCCCCAUUACCUACCUGAGGGGCUCUUACGGUCAGUCCCAUCCCUGGGGGCCAUUUCCCCAUUAACCACCUCCCAGCCCACACAAGGGUGAUGGGGGGAAGGGCUGUCAGUUAUAUUAAGGUUGUUGUUGUUGUUGUUUUAAACAAAAUGGAGAAGCAUAAAUAAAUAAAAGGGUUUAUCUGA
This is a messenger RNA of Sciurus carolinensis (gray squirrel), 3060 nucleotides long. RefSeq names its product SH2B adaptor protein 1 (gene Sh2b1). Bases 374 to 2653 code for a protein of 759 amino acids. Gene Ontology annotation, molecular function: transmembrane receptor protein tyrosine kinase adaptor activity. The record is from RefSeq and is a predicted model, not a curated record. Gene Ontology annotation, cellular component: plasma membrane. NCBI's taxonomy places the organism in Eukaryota, Metazoa, Chordata, Mammalia, Rodentia, Sciuridae. Gene Ontology annotation, biological process: intracellular signal transduction. The transcript is spliced from 9 exons.